UUGAUGUGUGUGUGUGUUCGGGGUCGCGUGGGAGGAAGAGAGCGAGAGAGAUCUGGCCACUGAGCUGUUGUGUUGAGACUUGCUGGUGCAUAUGCGGACGCCGAGUGGGCACGGAGAGUGACUUUCGAACGUCAACUGAAAGGGGUAGGAAUAUGUGCUACGGAACAGGUCGCUGGAAUGGUCGGAUCUGACAAAGAUGGCGAGCAUUGAUCUGCAAGCGAGCUGCUGAUCUAACCUGCCUGGAGCUUGAUCUCGAGUAAUUUUAUUUGUUGUUUAGCAGGACAGCCUUUCAAAAACAUUCCAAGUGGGUGCAGAAAUGUCUGCCGAUUCAGACGUUGCGAAUUUCGAAGGAGACGACCCUAAGCGCGCACGCCAUACGGUCAUUCUCGGAUGGAGCAACAAAAUCCCUUCUCUGCUGAGGCAGCUAGUAGCUCACAACCACAAUGAGCACGGACUGCAGAUCACAGUAGUUGCGGCCAUGGAGGUGGAGCAAAUGCAGGUCGAAAUCAAUCACCACAUGGACGACUUGGUCGGUACGAGCCUCAAGCUCAUAUGUGGCAGCCGUCUUGACACACAAAUCCUCCGCAAGGCCUCAAUUGACACGGCCCAAGCUGUGAUCAUCCUUGCUGAGAGCCAAGACGCCGAGGAGAGCGACGAGCUCGCGGUAAUCAUCGUCAUAAAAAUACUCAAGGUAGUGGACACAGCCCAUUUCAGAGGCCACAUUGUGGUGGAAGUCCACGACGUUGAGAACGAGCCCUGGAUUAAGCAAGCAGGCCGUGGAUUAGUGGAGACCGUGGUGGCCAAGGAAGUGAUUACCCGUCUCAUGGUGCAAUGUGCUCGUCAAUCGGGCGUCGCACAAAUCUGGCGAGACAUUUUAGGGUCCGAGAGAGUGGAGUUUUACAUCCAGCGGUGGCCGGAGCUGGACGGGAUGCGCUUUUCCAACGCGCUUAUUAGCUUCCCAGAUGCCAUUCCAUGCGGAGUCAAGGUGGCCUCCCGGCGCGGCAAGAUCGUGCUCAACCCUGACGACGAUUACAUCCUUGGAGAAGGUGACGAGGUGAUCGUCAUCGCAGCAGACCACGACUCCUACACUCCAUCCACUUCGACCUCAGUAGCCCAAGUAUUCCCACUCCGCUCGCCAAUAGAAGUCGAGCAAGCGAAGCCAGUGAAAAAGAUUUUGUUCUGCGGAUGGCAGUCCGACAUGGACGACAUGGUAUCCAUUCUAGACCAUGUGUUAAGGCGAGGCUCGGAGCUUUGGAUUUUCAGCGAGGAGCCGCAGGAGGAGCGGGAGAAGCGAUUCAAUGAGAAGGGCAUCGUAGUCGCGGACCUCGAGAAUGUGAAAUUGAGCCACUACUCGGGCGAAGCAACACGAAAGAAGGAUUUAGAAGCCUUGCCACUGGAGACAUUCGACUCAAUUCUGCUCGUGGCAGACGGAGGAGCCUCCUUCGACGCUGAGCAGGAGCUGUUGUCCACCCUUAUCCUGAUCAAGAGCAUUCAAGCGAGCCGGAUGCCAUACAGGGAGGCGAGAGCGGUGCACAUGCUGCCGGCGGGGAACAGCAAAAGCUCCUGGAUCGAUGAGCUCCAGCACAACUCCGCGCAAUCGAUCAUCGUCAGCGAGGUGCUGAACGCGCGAACGAGACAAGUGCUUGGCCAAGCGGGAUCCCAUGAUUCCCAGGAGAUAGAAAUCUCCGACGAGAUGGUGAGCAUGGCAUUGGCGAUGGUGGCGGAGGACAGGCGCAUCGGGGGCGUUUUAGACGAGCUUUUCGCCGAGCAGGGAAACGAGAUGGUCAUGCGACCAGCGGAAGUGUACUUCGACCAGGAGGAGGAGCUCAGUUUCUUCGACAUCAUGGUGCGCGGGAGGCAGCGCAGGGAAAUUGUGAUCGGAUACCACUCCCUGUUUGAAGACACCCCAGUAAUCAAUCCGUGCCACAAAGCGGUGAAGAAAAAGUGGUCCUUCCAGGACAGCUUCAUCGCGCUCGUGGAGCGGCAAUAAUCUGCACAGCCUCCCGCCUCGUUAGUUUCGAACCCACAAUCUCAGUCCCUCAAACCCUUUGCAUUCCUGUUCGUGAAUGUUUUCAAUCUGGAUAGCCUUCCGAGAUUCAAAAAUCCUAACUCAAACCCCCUCCAUCUUCUUACCAAUGGUGCAAGGCAACAGUUCCUGUUUCUAGACAUUUCUUGAAGGCUUUUCAAUGCUGCAUUGAGGCAACAAAGAUAUAUUACAAGAUUGCUAAUUCGAGAAGAUUUAUUUCAAAGAUAUGUUCCUCUUGGUGGCAAUGCAGCUCUAGGAUAAUCUCAACAUGCAACCUGAAUCAGAAUGCAGAGACGAAGUGAUUAAAAUGUAAUCUAAUAUGGCGGAAUCAUAAUCAUUGUCCAGAAGCUGUCUCUCCCGUUCUUAGUAUUUUUUCCCUCUUUCUACGGAGUGAGUCUGGCGCAGUUCUGCAUUAUUAACAGGUAGACGACGUAUUCUUCUCAAUAAGAACAUUGUUCUGGGGUUAACUCUGACCCCAGAGUCUAAAAUAAAGCUCUGCGAUGUCUUUAUCGAA
Messenger RNA from Physcomitrium patens, 2540 nucleotides. The record is from RefSeq and is a predicted model, not a curated record. Lineage: Eukaryota; Viridiplantae; Streptophyta; Bryopsida; Funariales; Funariaceae.